GUACAGUUUAUUGUGUUUGUCAUUAACGAAGGUUAUGUGCAUCUCGGAAGUAAAUGGCAAAAAAUAUACAAAAGCGGCGCUAGUAAAUAUACUGAAACAACAGUAAAGAAACCUGUGUAUAAAAUAAAAAUAAAGAAAAGAAAAAGAAUACUGAAGUGUGUGUACUGUUGAACAGUGAACAUGAUUGGUUUAGUGUUGUGCAUUUUUGGUAAAUUAUGUGAACUCGCGAGGACUACAAAUUCAGGAGUCGGCAAGGACACUGUAAACAUAAAUUAUGAUAACAAACUUAAAAUUAAAGGAAAAAGGCAACGUAAAAGAAGACGUAGGCGACGCAAAGGGCCACCGCCGCGGCUGGGCCUGAAGGCGGCGAGCCCCGGCGUCGACGAGGACUGCAACAGCAACACCAGCCUCGCCGGCAGCCAGCACUCGGCCGACGACCUCGACGCGCACUGCGACAACUCCGGAUACCUCUGGUUCCUCGACUAUAACCCGAUAUUCCGCGACGGCUCCUGUCACCACACGUCGGUGUUGUCCUCCGUGUCGGCCUCCUACAAAGGCAUCAGCGAUCUCGCUUCGCGCUUCGAGUUCACGUCGCGCUACAACGACAUCGCGCGCGACCUCGAUGCCAACCUCGCCGAGGCCGACAUGGAGAGCUUCAAGACCGAAGACAUCCACGCCCUGCUCAUGACAGCCAAUCUCCCGCACGACACCAUAACUGAUGACCGAACGCAUGACAGUAACCCCCGCGGCGAGAUGUUCGCCAGCAUCUCAAGUUCUCUCAUGGAAAAGUUUCGGUUCGACAGCUCUCUCAGUGGCGACAGUAGUUUUCAGGGCGAAGAGUCCGUCGGUUCCAUCAACACGAUGUCGAUCUGCAAGUCAGAGCUGCUGUUCUCGCCGGUGAAGGAGCACGGCGUGCACUUCAGCGUGGACAGCCUGGACUGCUCGCUGCCCGCGGAGCAGGACCUCAUUCUCACGUGCCAGGCCAACAAGGACAACUACACCAUCGCCUUCGAGGGCAGUCUCACCGUCUACUCCGAGGACAGCGAGUGUAACGAGUUUGCCGUCAAUCAAACACAUGACAAAUUGGAAAAGCAAGAAGAUAAUGCAACGCUAGAUGAAAGAACACGCAGGAAUUUAGAAUUAUUAGAAAGAUGUAAGAAACUAACCAAUAAGCUAACUACUUCUAUGGCUAGGAGUGACUUAGGAUUAACUACUUGGAGUAAGCUUAAGAAACAGACCAACCAUUCGCCUUUAAGGAGGCACCCUUCAGGGAACAACAAUGAGGAUUCCCAUGAAGCGACCGAUGCAACAAGUGAUAUGAGCAACUCGGUUAUCAAGAGCCAAAGUCUGCCAAACCUGUACAGAAGAAAGAUUAUGAGCAGUUCCAUCAACUCGGCUGCUCUCAGCAAUUCAACGGUCGAUUCUUUCACCACCAAUCAAAGGUUAAUGGGUACACCGACCUGCAUGAAAGUAUACGAUGUAUCGCAGCACCGUUCGACGCACGGAAGUCAGCAUUCAGAACCAAUGAGUACCUCCUCUACCGAAAACCAAUCAUCUUCAGACAAAAGUCAACCGAAGCAGGCCUUUAGCCUGGUAAAACUGUUUAUGAAACAAAAAAGCAACGAUGGUGUAGUUGGAUUGGAUCAAACAGACAGGUCAGAAUGCUGGCCAUCCAGCUCUGGUGGUGAAAGUGGAGACUCCAUGGGAGAGCCAAAAGAUGACUCCAAAAUGUCUGUGCGUUCUCAAAUGGAACUGCCAUGUGAUGUACCGGAAGAGGGUUCAGCAAUUUACGAUGAGAUUCCACCUAGCAACCCGUACAAUAAUAGAGUUUAUGACGAAGUAAUAGAAGAGGAAGAUAAUGAUGGCGUUAAAUUAAGCGAUAGCGAAUCCAAUCUUUAUGCGACAGUAAAUAAACGCCACUCAAAAAGGACUAACGUCAAUAUGAUGAAUAGCCCUUCAAGACUGAGAAGUAAUAAAAAAUCAUAUUAUUCCCAAUCGUCCAACACUAGUGUUAGUAUAUCGAGUUGCUCAGAGUCGGAUGGAACCCAGAUUACAAAAAUAAAUCGUUUAUUGCAAAGAGAGCCUUUUGAUAACAAAUCUACUUCCACUCAUCUCGAGACCACCACUAUUGAUAAGAGUAUGCAGACGUCCACGUUACAAAUGUCGACCAUAUCCCAUGAACGUGAACUAUUCAAGGUGGUGGAACCCUCGUUUCUUGAGAAACUUAAAGAAGGAGACUGUGAAAAACCUGUAUUCAUACUGUACCCUAACUACACGCUUCCCGAUAUCAGUUUUCUGAACGGCCGACCAAAUAUUUACCUGAACCCUGUAAAAGUAACCGUAUCGCCAAAAUCAAGCGAAAUCAAGAGGAACAGACUGAACGUUAAAGGUAAACGACCAUUUUCUUGCAACGACGUGGAGAUGCUAAAAAAGAAGGGGCUCGGGCACAUAAAAGAUUGGGAUUCACUAAACUUUUUGCUACCCACAGAAUGCAAGCAAAUGCUAUCAGAGUUGCCCGAAUUAAUGCAAAACGUAAGAGAAAAAGAAUGUGGAUCAAAAUGCGGCGACAAAUACUGUAACGUGACACCCAAAUCCAAGGGCAGGCCCAUGAGUUGCGACUGCAACCACCUGGCGGGCCACAACACGACUGUGUCGUCCAGCUCCAGCACGGCCACGCAGCCUUCGUCCGGCUACCGCGGCUCCUCCACCAUGCUCACCGACUCCUCCGCGCAGGCCAGUCCCGCGCCGCACGCCAACUUCAACCCCCUGUUCGUCUACCGCUACGACAGCGCCACCAGCUCGGAGGCCAGCAACAACGAGGGCCCGAGAACCAACCCCGCCUUGCCGAAGCGAUCGCUCUCGGCGGCCGAGCAGGCUCGGUACGCCAAGCAGGGCGAGCACGCCCCGCCGAGACCCCCUCUACCCAAGAGCAUUUUGCGGAAGUCGAUGGACAAAACGCGUAAAACGAGCACGCCGUCAAAACGUUACAGUAUGUUCGAAAUGGACGAGCUUUUGCAAGAUCAGAUCGUUUGUAUGACGGCUGUGACUGAGCACAAGACGAAGAGAAGAUCGCUGCAGGAGCCUUAUUAUUUACAAAAUCAAACCACGGAAUAUAGGAAAAAUAAUGAUUUAGCUGCCAAAAGACUAUCGCAGCAAUUUCUCGAUGCGGCCGAAAAAGAUGCCGACUACAAUGAACUUUUCCACGAUGAAGGUGUCGGUACUGAGAGUAGCCUAGAAUCGGGCAAAUCGAAUGAAUUGAAAUACCACAGACCUCACACGCCACCGAUGCCUAAACCGAGAACUAAGAAAACUGAAUACACGGAGUUCCCUCCACCGGGCGCUCUGAUCAGCAGCGCUGAUUUACAACAAUUAGAAGAGUUUUUGAAAUUAAGCGGGUUUAAUUGCCAAAAUAUGGAUGAAUGGGACCAAAAUCAAGUCCAAAAGGUAAGAAAUCAGGUUACCAAGUUUCUACAAAUGAAACGUUCUCAGGAAGAAAAUCAAAGGUCCACAGAUUCUAGCGGCAGUAGCUGCAAUAGCAAAAAAUCUGUUACUUUUGCCCAUAAGUCUGAGGCCAAGCCCGAAACUCAACCAACCCAAGUGAAGGCAAUGGAAGAGCUGAAAGUAGCCAGUCUCACCACACCGCCUAACUCACCUAAUAUUUCUGCUGUAAUUUCACAAAGACUAUAUCAGGGUAAAAACUUGGCGGAGAUACCAAUUUGUGAAGAAGCUGAAAUAAGCCCAGACGAAUUCAGCAGCCCCUUGCACCACGAUAGCAGAGGAAAAUACGACUUAAUUGAUUUAUCACAAAAGAGAGCCUUAGUCUCAAAUGUGACGGACGCGGUGGAAAUGUUGAUUCAACACUUCUCUUCGGCCACUGACCAAGCCGAACUGGCUUUCCUGGGUGACUCUAAACAGUCUCCAGCUUGCGCCAAAAUCGCCCUAAAUGCCCUAUGCCCGGCAUUGUACGCUGUUUUCAGGGAUGGGCUUAAGGAAAACAUUGAAACCUCCUUUGGAGCCGUAAACAACUCCGUAUGGCAAAUGGUGGAGACUACAGCAAGGCAGGGUCCAAUAACGAAAUCCUUGAACGAGUUGGUGUUGAGGAUCAAUAGCGAAGAUGCUGUCACGGAGGGGCUGGUUAAAUUCAACGCGUUCAUUCUGGGACUAUUAAACGCUCAAUCGGUGGACGCGUGGGUAUCGUACGUGCGCACGCGAGAGUCUGUGCUGAGCAAAGCCUACAACGGCGACUCGCUGCUGCUGGGCGGCGUGCAGUCGCCGCGCUGCCGCGCGCUGCUGGACUCGCUGCAGGCCGCGCUCGAGCCGCUGCGCCUGCUGCCCUUCUCGCUCGACCUCAUGUUCGAGAUGCGCGAGCUGCACCGCAGCUUCAAGAAGAUCGAGAGCGACAUGCGCGCCGCUAGUCGGCCUACCUCGAUUAACACCCCACCACUAACACUGAACCAGCGGAACUUGCUGAAACUAGUGCGCUCCAUGCAAUCGAGCGGGCUUUCGAGCGACGACUGCCAGACUAGCGUCAUCAUGAGGCACAAAGAGCCAAAACAUAAGGAGCCGUCUACCCCGGACCUUCUAAACGACUCCGCGAACGUAAAGACCGCGAUCGAGAAAAACAGACCACGCUCCUGCGUGAAUCCUUCGCCGAUCGGAUACGACCUGUGUCCGAACAACAGCAGGAUAGAGUUGGAGAAUAACCGUCGCUGGUCCGGGGUGCAGCUGGGCUCGAAGCUGAUGCAGGCGUUCGACCGGCUCGUGUUCGACGACAGCGACGACUACACGGACAGCCUGGAGACCAACAAGCCCGCGCGGCCCGCCGCCGCCGACUCCAAGCUGGAAUGCAGCGGCGAGGAGUGGCGGCCAGGGUCCGCGAGCAGCGGCCAGAGCGCGGCGGCCAGCGGGCACUCGGGCGGCAAGUUCCGGAGGCUCCAGCUUAAGUGGGAGCUGCUCAGCAACGCCGAGAGCCCCUCUUCGCCAUCUGGAGAAACGUCCCCGGCAGCGGCGCGCGGCUCCAAGAUCCCCCGGCCCGUAUCGUCGCCCGUCAGGCCCGCGGCGCCCGUUAUCCCCGAGCCCGCCAAGAAUGCCCACCGAGGCAUCCCGGUGCCGGUGCGCAAGGGCGCGUCCCCGACAGCCAGCGCCGGCGCCCGCGCCGCGCCUGCGCGACCCACCUCCGCCAAGCGCCCGCAACCCGCUAACAGAACUUUCCCCGAAGCUGUGAAGAGAGUCGUCGCCAAGACAAAGGAAAAGGAAGCAGUUAUUUGCAAGCCGGUUGCUAGGAAAUCCGCGCCGACGUCGCGAGUGGACGGCGCUUGGGCGUCGCCGGCGCCGCGGCCGGCGUCGCUGCCGUACGGCCGCGCGCCGCCGCCCGCCGCGCCGCGCCGCGCCGCCUCCUCGUCCGCCGCCCGCCACCACUCCACCACACAGCACCAGAAACACAAAUACGUGAGAACAUUAUGGCACCGGCUACCGUCGGACUCCGGGCACCUCGCGUUCAACGAGGGCGAGCGGCUGCGGCUGAUCCUCGAGGUGGACUCGCGGCACCUGCUGUGCUGCCGCGGCGACCAGAAGGGGCUGGUGCCGCGCGACGCGGUGCUGCUCGAGGACUUCUGAUGCCCGCCCUAGCGCUGGCAGCCCGAGUGGCGCCCCUUACAUUUCGGCCGCCUUUAACACGCCACAGGCUGCCUGCCGGGUAUAAACACUCCUAAGUGUAGCGAAGCAGUGAGCGUUUAGUCAUUUCGAACUGGAACUUUUCGGUGGUAAUGGAUCCCGUGAAGCGAACGUUUUGUAUGCGAGGACAACUGUUGUAAAUAGUGAGGCGAGGUUUUGUAUUCUAUUAUAUUUACUUUUUAUUUCCAGUUACCUCUCAGCAAUAUGGAUAUUUUUAUUCGUCACGUAACGAACCCUACUACAUCACUAAAAUUAUAAUUCUCACGUUUGUAAAUUAUUAGUAAAUUCUAGUCUUACGUUUUAAGGCACGACAUGGUCUUGAGCUGUAAAUAAUGUUAUUUAAGGACACAAAUUGGGAAAAUAUUUACGGCAAAUAUACAAAUGACCUAUAAAUAAGUAGGUUGAUACAUUUAUUUCUUUCUAUAAAACACUUUGCAGUAAAUAUUUUCUUCAAUGUGAUGUGAUAUAGAUGAUUAUUUGUAUUAUAGGGAUUAAUCUCAAAUUAAUUACUAAGGAAAACGUUUGUACGCUAAAUUAUUCCAAAUUAAAUGCCGAGAGAAAGUCGCCCAAUAUCGGAAAAAAUAUACUUAGGUAAAUAUAAUCGUGAAUUUGAUGUCUAAAGUUACCCAUAUUUGUAUAUCAUUAUAUGAUGUGUAAUUCGUAGAGCGUAUAGGUACUUCGUGUGUUAACUAUAUUGUUUAUUUACAACCCCGUUUAAACAAGUCUUGUGCGA
Messenger RNA from Cydia amplana, 6406 nucleotides. RefSeq lists its product as uncharacterized. Gene Ontology annotation, cellular component: cytoplasmic vesicle. Lineage: Eukaryota; Metazoa; Arthropoda; Insecta; Lepidoptera; Tortricidae. The coding region runs from base 181 to 5616 and encodes 1811 amino acids. The record is from RefSeq and is a predicted model, not a curated record. The transcript has 18 exons. Gene Ontology annotation, molecular function: protein binding.